AUGCACAGCGCGGCUAAGACCCCACAGACCCAGUUGCCGACCGAUAAACAAGCUGAACGACUUGCCAAAUUAGAAGCUUGGAAGAAGAAGAUGGCGAACAAGGCCAAGGAGGCUGACGCUACGCCUGGAAGCACCAGAAAGCUCCUAGCAGAGAUGGAUGACAAGGCCAAUGGCACUCCACAGUCCGUACCGGAUGCGUCUCCUGCCGUUGCUUACACUGGCAAGUUUGACCCUAAGGCAAUCGCUAAGAAGGCUGCCCCUCGUCACGCUUCUCCUGCAGCACUAGGAUUUAUCAAAGGCCAACCGGCCGAAGUGGGCACUGUGGCCCCUAGCAGCACUGCGAAAGGCAAGCCCAUUAGUGGUUUUGGUUUCCAUAAGGCCAAUGUUACUACAGAAAAAUUGCCUGCUAAACGCCAACUGAUACUGGAUGAUGAGGAAACCUCCAAGCGCAAGCUAGCUAAGCUUCCUGAUAUGUCACUUGAAGAUGCAGAUGCCACCCCUUUUGCUAAUCAAGAUGAUGAUGAUGAUGAUGACGAUUUUGACGGCGAUAACUUCGCUGGAACAGAAGAGGAAGCCGCGGCGGCAGCUCGAGCUGCACACGACCGCCGAGAAGAGCGCAUAUUACAGCAAAGCAUGACCAUGCAAGUCGAUGAGAGUGAGAAGGAAAAUGAUAGCUCUGCUCCAGUCAACGGCGAAGCGCCCGCGGAAGAAUCCGCGCCUCUAGUUGAGGAAGCUAUGGAAGUUGAUGAUGAUGUCGAUCCCCUCGAUGCAUUUAUGGCAGGGCUUGAAGAAGCCGGUCCUAAGGCUACAAAUGGCUCGUUCCGGAAGGCGACAAAUGGUAAGAAGUCUGUCGAACCGGAAGCCUACUUCUCAGACGAUGAGUAUGAUUACAUGGCCAAGGACGACGCAAACCCCGACUCGAUUCUCGCUAUGGCGGCCAAGCGUAAGAAGAAGGAUAUCCCAACCAUUGAUUACAGCAAGAUCGAUUUGAAUCCCAUUCGGAAGAAUUUCUGGGUCGAACCGUAUGAACUUGGCCAGCUGACGGAGGAGGAGGUCACUGAGCUUCGAGUGGAAUUAGACGGCAUCAAAGUCACUGGCAAGGAUAUUCCUAAACCCGUGCAGAAAUGGUCACAAUGCGGACUGACUCAACCCAUGCUCAAUGCAAUUGAGAAUUUGGGUUAUGACAAGCCAACUCCCAUUCAAAUGCAAGCCUUGCCCGUAAUCAUGUCUGGUCGCGAUGUCAUCGGCGUAGCCAAGACCGGAUCUGGUAAGACAAUGGCUUUUCUUCUUCCUAUGUUUCGACAUAUCAAGGACCAGGAUCCUGUCAAGGACGACGGUCCAAUUGGCCUGGUUCUCACGCCGACCCGAGAACUCGCAACACAGAUAUUUAGAGAUUGCAAGCCUUUCUGCAAUGCGCUUGGCCUACGCGCGGUAUGUGCUUAUGGUGGGCCUCCCAUAAAGGACCAGAUCGCUGAGCUCAAGCGCGGCGCUGAGGUGGUUGUGGCAACAACUGGCCGUUUCAUCGAUCUGCUCGCUGCGAAUCAGGGCCGUGUGGUCAAUCUCAGAAGAACGACUUACAUUGUGCUUGACGAGGCGGACCGCAUGUUUGAUAUGGGGUUUGAGCCGCAAGUCAUGAAGAUUUUCGCCAAUAUCAGACCUGAUCGGCAGACGGUUCUGUUCUCAGCUACCAUGCCCAGAAUCAUCGAUGCUCUCGUCAAGAAAGUCUUGAAAAAUCCAGUUGAGAUUACUGUUGGUGGAAGAAGUGUCGUGGCCCAAGAGAUUACUCAAGUUGUGGAACAUCGAGAGGAGAAGGACAAGUUUCUUCGACUCCUGGAACUCCUCGGCGAGCUUUAUGUUCACGAUGAUGAUGUUCGUGCAUUGAUAUUCGUUGAACGACAGGAGAAAGCAGACGACCUACUCAGAGAACUCCUUCGAAAAGGUUAUGGAUGUAUGUCCAUUCACGGAGGCAAGGAUCAGGUUGAUCGUGACUCUACCAUCGCAGAUUUCAAGAGUGGUGUUUGCCCAGUUUUGAUCGCGACAUCUGUGGCGGCGCGUGGUCUUGAUGUUAAGCAGCUGAAGCUCGUUGUCAACUACGAUGCGCCAAACCAUCUUGAAGACUACGUCCACCGCGCUGGUCGUACUGGUCGUGCUGGUAACACAGGUACUGCUGUUACGUUUGUCACAGAAGAGCAGGACAACUGUGCUCCGGGUAUUGCCAAGGCUCUGGAGCAAAGUGGUCAGCCAGUUCCUGAAUGGUUAGAUCAAAUGCGUAAGUCAUUCAGAGAGAAGGUGAAGUCAGGUAAAGCCAAAGAUCAGUCUGGCUUCGGCGGAAAAGGCCUUGAACGACUCGACAAAGAACGGGAAGCCGCCCGUCUUCGAGAACGUAAGACACAUAAAGCUGAGGGUGAGGAGGAAGAGGUUAAAGAGGAGGCACCAGCCGACGAUGAGAAGACAACCAAGGCAGCCACCGCUAUCCAAUCCGCUGCCUCUGCCAUCGUCUCAAGAGACAGCGCACCAAAGGCCGAAGAUGACUCUAAGGCACCUGCAAAGAGCACACCUACCACAGCUGCUGCUGCCCCAGCAGCUAGUGGAGUUAAGGGGGCGCUUGACAAGGCCGCCCAAGCUGUCAACGAUAUUAACGCACGUCUCGCACGUGCUGGCCAGCUUCGCCCAGGUCAGCCAAUUGACAACAAGGGGCCAGACGCCGGUGCCUUCCACGCAACACUGGAAAUCAACGACUUCCCUCAGAAAGCCAGAUGGGCUGUUACCAACCGCACGAAUGUUGCUAAGAUCCUCGAGGCCACUGGUACAUCCAUCACAACCAAGGGUACAUUCUACGCCGCGGGCAAAGAACCCCCAGCCGGCGCCGAACCCAAGCUAUACAUUCUUAUUGAGGGUGAUACUGAGGUGGUUGUCAGUAACGCGCUCACAGAACUAACCAGGCUACUCAAAGACGGCACGGUUGCCGCCGCAGAAGCCGAGAGUCGUGCUCCUGCAAGCGGUCGCUACACAAUUACUUGA
Messenger RNA from Phaeoacremonium minimum UCRPA7, 3021 nucleotides. Its product is annotated as putative pre-mrna-processing atp-dependent rna helicase prp5 protein. The record is from RefSeq and is a predicted model, not a curated record. Lineage: Eukaryota; Fungi; Ascomycota; Sordariomycetes; Togniniales; Togniniaceae. Bases 1 to 3021 code for a protein of 1006 amino acids. The transcript is spliced from 4 exons. Gene Ontology annotation, molecular function: nucleic acid binding; ATP binding; RNA helicase activity.